Amphibalanus amphitrite is the source of this 2245-nucleotide messenger RNA. RefSeq lists its product as uncharacterized. Lineage: Eukaryota; Metazoa; Arthropoda; Thecostraca; Balanomorpha; Balanidae. The record is from RefSeq and is a predicted model, not a curated record. Bases 923 to 2029 code for a protein of 368 amino acids. The transcript has 9 exons.
GGUCGAAAAUGGCAGAACAUGACGUCAUUCUGACGUCAUUUGUGGCCAACCUAUCAUAGCCUCUGGAAAAAAAUGGUCACAAUGUGUAAAAUUGAUGCCCGGAGGGGUCCUAAAAGUUUGGUGGCGAUAUCUCAAGUCGUGUAGGAGAUAUCGACGGAAAAGGACAGGGGGGCGUUUCGCCCCCCCCCCCUACGGGGUGCGGGUUAAUGAUGCUUCCUUUUUAUAGCGCCUGCAUCGACGGUCACUAAGUUGUGUCCUGUUUUAUGACCUUGACUGCAGGCUUUCUUACAUCAUUGAUUUCUCAAGGUACGUAGAUACCUACUACACUACAUAGUACAUACCUACGUACUAAUCAUCUAUCUCAGAAAAAAAAACUUGAGAUUCUCCGUUGAAAGGACGUUCCAAUAGGAAAUCAUCAUUCAGAUCCUCAAAGCUCGUACGUGCAUUGACCAAUGACCAUGAUGGACGCUGGUUGGAGCUUGGAGAAACGGCCUGCAAACCCUUAUACAUGCAAAAGGCGUUUUGUUUCUGCUUUAAACGUUCGGUGACCUUACUGAUAUGACCCCGUAACCCUGGGAGUGACCUCGUGACCCGUUGCAGCGCGAGUGCGAGUAACCGGACCCGCUCCCACUCUCUCGCCCUGUCGCGCGUGUCAACGGCAGCCGCGCACCGGCCGCGUGAAAUCCAUUCGAACCACCGGUCAUUGUGCGCGGCUGCAGCACGGCAGUCUCCGAGGAGCACAAUGGACGGAGGGCCGUGUGGGGCCGGGACGCCGCGGGGCCGCGGAGGGCCUGCAGGGGAGGGAGGCUGCGGGUCAGUACCGAGCACCGGUGCAUAGGUUUCCUGGGAGGUAUGGGCGCACUUCACCCGCAGUGUCGACUGGAGGGUUGGAGAGGCAGGUGCUGCGUUCAGCUCUGAAGACAUGCCAGGAGUUCGGCUUCUCGUUCUGUGGACCUCGGCGGUCACCGCCGCUCUGGCUGCUCGAGACCCUCGCUUUUUCAACGUGUUCUCGGUGACCCGCUUUGAGAACUCGCCCUGUUCGACUGAGAGCGGUCAGGGGAUCUGCACCCUGCCCGACGGCUGCGGAGGUGACCAGCGCGGGCCCUGCGCCGGCGGACUGGGCGUCUGCUGCGUCGUGGAGAAGUCGUGUCGGAACACCACCAGUCAGAAGAUCGCCUACUUCGUCAACCCCAACUACCCGGAGACGGACUCUGCCGACCAGCUGUGCGACUUCCGACUGGAGGUCACUGACCCCGACAUCUGCCAGGUCAGGCUGGACUUUGACGAGUUCGAGACGCGCGGCCCGGAGACGACCGGUGCCGACGCGGGCACGUGCGACAGGUCCUACCUGGACCUGGCCGGAUCGGGCUCCGACCUGCAGAUCGGCACAGACAAACUCUGCGGCAUGCUCAAAGGCCAGCACGUGUACGUUCACCUGAACCCGAUGCGUCGCGGUACGGCGCACCUCUCGAUGAUGGUGAGGCUGGAGGACCAGACGACAGGGGCCAAGUGGCGGAUCCGCGCCACUCAGGUGGACUGCAGCGAACGCAGCGACCUCAUAGCGCCGACAGGCUGCACUCAGUACUACAACGAAACGAAAGGAACGUUCGAGAGCUUCAACUUCGCCGGGAAUGCCUACACCCUCAACCAGGACUACAACAUCUGCAUCGGGUCCGCCUUCGGCACGUGCAAGACCACCUUCACGUCGUCCAGCUUCCAGCUGGACAUGGUGACCGCCUCGGCGACCUCCGGGGUCGGCAUGGCCGCCUGCGACGUCCAGACCUCCGGCACCGGCGGACUCCGGUCGGACUACCUGUUCAUCCCUGGAGGGUCUCAGACGGGCGAGUCGCCCACCAACGAGAAAUACUGCGGCUCGCUGCUCCACUACAUGACCGGAAAGUCCACGUCAGAACCCGUGGUCACCCGUGCUCCCGGUCCUCUGGUGGUCCGGUUCAAGACGGACGAGCACUUUAACGAGCCGCGAGAGCAGGGGUUCCGGAUCGACUUUGAACAGUCUACCACCUGCUGAGCCGCGCUCCGCUGCCGCCAGGCGCUGCAGGCGCUGUUACGGUCACUUCGCGACGACAUCGGAUAUUGGCGUCCGGUUUUUAGCCCAGUCUGAUCGGCGGAUAAGCCGGCUGUACUGCACGAAUUGUUACGAUUUGAUUAGUUGUGAAUUGUGAUGGUUGUUUUUGUUAAUUGUUACCCUAGUAAUAAAGAUGUGCACGAAUAUAUUGAUUAAGCC